CGAAAGGAUAAGGUGAUAGAUAGGAGAGCAGAUAGAUGAAAUCCAACGGUCACUGCGCAGUUUGACAUUUUACGACAGAGUUGGUGACGAAAAGCCAAAAAUAAAAACAUGUGGGAGUUGAGGGCUUCACAAUCACAAAACGGUCAGUUUUGUUAGGCCAGUUGCUUUCGCUUUCGGUGGAUCAAGCAGAGACUCGAAAUUGAAAAUUGAGUUUGGGAUUUGAGAGCUAUAACAAUGGCGUCCUUUCUCAAACUCGACGAUUCCCCUAUGUUUCAGAGCCAGAUAUGUUCUUUAGAGCAGACAGCUGAUGAGUUGAAGGAUCGAUGCCAAAAACUACACAAAGGGUGUAAGAAGUUUAUGGCUGCCCUUGGAGAAGCAUGUAAUGGGGACAUUUUUUUUGCUGACUCUUUGGAAGCAUUUGGUGGUGGGCAAGAUGAUCCUGUUAGUGUAUCCAUAGGAGGUCCUGUAAUGUCCAAAUAUAUUACUGCGUUUCGUGAGCUUUCUACCUAUAAAGAGCUUCUCCGUUCCCAAGUAGAGCAUGUCUUAAUUGAUAGGCUGACGCACUUCAUAACAGUUGAUUUGCAAGAUGCAAAGGAGUCCCGAAAACGCUUUGACAAAGCAAUACACGCUUAUGACCAGUCACGAGAAAAGUUCGUAUCAUUAAAGAAGAAUACAAAGGGAGAUGUUGUUGCUGAGCUAGAGGAGGAUCUACAAAAUUCAAAAUCAGCUUUUGAGAAAAGCCGCUUCAAUCUAGUAAACGCACUGAUGAAUAUUGAAGCAAAGAAGAAGUAUGAGUUUUUGGAAUCUUUUAGUGCAAUUAUGGAUGCUCAUCUAAGAUAUUUUAAGCUGGGAUUUGAAUUGUUGAGUGAAAUGGAACCAUAUAUUCAUCAGGUGUUAACAUAUGCACAACAAGCUAAAGAACAGGCCAAAGUUGAACAAGAUAAACUUGCCAAAAGGAUUCAGGAAUUCAGGACGCAAGCCGAGCUUGAUAGUCUGCAAGCUUCCAGUAAUUUAGAGCCUCCUUCAGUUGAUGGGGUUUGUGCUUUUGGUUUGAGUUCUUACAAAAACGUAGAAGCAAUCAUGCAGUCCACGACAACCGGGGAGGUCCAAACAAUCAAGCAAGGAUAUCUGUUGAAGCGAUCGUCAAAUUUGAGGGGAGAUUGGAAGAGGAGGUUUUUUGUACUCAACAGUGAAGGAGCUUUGUAUUAUUAUAGAAUUAAGGGCACAAAACCUAUGGGCUCUCAGUCGCAGCAAUACACUCGCUCAGGUGAACAUAACAGUGGUGUGUUUAGUAGAUUCCGAAAGCACAAUAGGGCAUCUUCAUUUAAUGAAGACAUUCUGGGCUGCCGUACUAUUGAUUUGCGCAUGUCAACUAUAAAGAUGGACGCAGAGGAUACAGAUCUACGGCUUUGCUUUAGAAUAAUGUCUCCUUUGAAGACUUAUACUUUGCAGGCUGAAAAUGAGGCAGAUAGGAAGGAUUGGAUGAACAAAUUAACUGGAGCUAUUGUAUCUCUCUUCAACUCUCAGUUUUAUGGACAGCUGUAUCUUUUGCAGCCUUUUCCUGCAACUGUAAAUCAGGAGAAUAAUAAAUCUGCUGGCGGUGCUUCUUGUGAUGUUCAGCCACUAGAUAUAGAUAGUGUUUCUACUAUUCUCAAAGAAGUACCUGGAAAUGAUUUUUGUGCGGAGUGCAGUGCUCCAGAUCCUGAUUGGGCAUCUCUUAAUCUUGGUAUAUUGUUGUGUAUUGAGUGCUCUGGUGUUCACCGGAAUCUUGGUGUUCAUGUUUCCAAGGUGAGAUCUUUAAAGCUGGAUGUGAAGGUUUGGGAACCUACUAUCUUGGACUUAUUUCGCAACUUGGGUAAUGCUUAUUGUAACUCUUUAUGGGAGGGAUUGCUUCUGCUUGAAAAUAGUCGCUUUCAGCUGAAAAUAAAUAUCUCAUGCAGAGUGGACGACAAAAAUGCCGCAAUCACUUCAAUUACAAAGCCUUGCCCAAACGAUUCUAUUAAUCAUAGGGAAAAAUAUAUCCACUCAAAGUAUGUGGAGAAAUUGCUGGUUGCUAAAGAUGAAUCUGUAACUGGAACAGAUUCUCUUGCUUCGAAGAUAUGGCAAGCAGUUAAGACCAAUAAUUUAAGAGAAGCCUAUCGUCUAAUUGUGGUCUCAGAUUUAAAUAUCAUAAACACCACCUUUGAUGAAGUGUUCCAUGUUGAUUUAUUUCACCAUGACAAAGCAAAAGACUCUGGUUGCAACGCUAAUGAAAAUAAACGGCAAGAUCCAUCAUCCUGUAGGAGAAUCAAGGACUCCAAUGACCCUGGAAGUUGUCUUCAGGGUUGUUCACUUCUGCAUUUGGCAUGCCACGGUGGAGAUUUUGUGAUGGUUGAAUUGUUGCUGCAAUUUGGUGCAGACAUAAAUUUACGUGAUUUCCAUGGAAGGACUCCUUUGCAUCACUGCAUCUCCGUUAGGAACACCCCAUUGGCAAAGUUUCUACUCAGAAGAGGUGCUGGUCCAUCGAUUAAAGAUGGAGGGAGUCUAAGUUCAUUAGAAAGAGCUAUGGAGAUGGGAGCAAUAACUGACGACGAGUUGUUCAUAUUGCUUUCUGAAUGUGAGUGAAAAGUGAAAUUGCAUAUGAGACUAAUCUACUUGCUUGCUUCCUUUUCUCAAUUUUACUGAUGUUAACAAAACCAUAAUUGCCUUAUCAUUAUGUGAGAAUCCUCUUAGUUACCUAUUCAUUUUUAGAUGGAUAAGUUUCUUUAAUUUUCUUGUUAUUUAAAUAUCGUAUUCUAUUAAUAUGGAAUUAAUUAAUAUUGUAUAAACUCCACAUUUAGCUCAGCUUCAUGGAAGAAAAAGAAGCUAGUAAAUUUAUAAUUCCAAGAGUUAAAAGUUGUACUAUUUAUUUCA
This is a messenger RNA of Ziziphus jujuba (common jujube), 2892 nucleotides long. Its product is annotated as ADP-ribosylation factor GTPase-activating protein AGD4. Gene Ontology annotation, cellular component: cytoplasm. The transcript has 19 exons. The record is from RefSeq and is a predicted model, not a curated record. Gene Ontology annotation, molecular function: GTPase activator activity; protein binding. Lineage: Eukaryota; Viridiplantae; Streptophyta; Magnoliopsida; Rosales; Rhamnaceae. The coding region runs from base 235 to 2604 and encodes 789 amino acids.